Messenger RNA from Danaus plexippus (monarch butterfly), 2733 nucleotides. Its product is annotated as G-protein coupled receptor moody-like. Gene Ontology annotation, biological process: G protein-coupled receptor signaling pathway. The transcript has 3 exons. NCBI's taxonomy places the organism in Eukaryota, Metazoa, Arthropoda, Insecta, Lepidoptera, Nymphalidae. The coding region runs from base 143 to 1402 and encodes 419 amino acids. Gene Ontology annotation, molecular function: G protein-coupled receptor activity. Gene Ontology annotation, cellular component: membrane. The record is from RefSeq and is a predicted model, not a curated record.
UAAUCCGACUCACAAAUCUGAGUCAUAAAGGAAACUAAUUCUAGGAAAAGUAUUAACGCGAUGAUGUUUAUACAAACACGCAUUUGUAGUACAAUAACUGUAGAUGUACGACGUGCAAAUGUAUUUGUAAAUUUCAGUGAAAAUGAGUUUACAAAGUGAAGUGUUUGUGAAUGCAAGUGUUAGGUUAACUGAUGCUCAGUUGGCUUCAUUGGAUUUGUUUAAAGGGUAUCCGGAUGGACUGCUGAAAUUCGCAACAGCCUCUUGCAUUAUAUUCAUGCUAGUUGGAAUACCUGGAAAUAUUAUAACAAUCGUCGCACUGGCGCGCUACGAAAAAAUACGAAAUGCAACAGCGAUAUUCAUCAUGAACUUAUCCUGUUCGGAUUUGCUUUUCUGUUGCUUUAACCUGCCGCUCGCCGCCUCGACUUUCCAUCGACAAGCUUGGGUCCAUGGCCACCUCCUCUGCAAGAUGUUUCCUCUCACAAGAUACGCCCUAGUUGCAAACUCACUGUUCACCGUACUGUCAAUUACUAUAAACAGAUAUGUGAUGAUAGCUCACCCAAAAUUAUAUACCAAGUUAUACAAAAAGCGAAACAUAAUUAUUAUGAUCGUUUUUACAUGGAUGUUUUCUUUUGGAAUCAUGAUUCCUAUUUUACUUGAAAAAUAUGGCCGAUUUGGGUUGGACCUGAACAUUGGAUCCUGUUCUAUUUUGAAUGAUUAUAAGAAUAGGUCCCCUAAGAAGUUUCUAUUUCUAACUGCAUUCAUUUUACCUUGUAUAGCAAUAAUAUUAUGUUAUACAAGAAUAUUUUUCAUCGUCAGAAAGGCGACAAAAAAAUCUUUAAAUACUCACAAACAAGUUCCCAAUCAAGAGGAAUCUUCUUCAGCUGAUUUGUCGACAUCUAUAUCAGUACGUGUCACUGGUGAAACUAGCUGCAAUUAUAGCGUGGAACCAAUCAAUAACACUAAAACGUCCUCCAGAAAUAUUUUUACCAAUGACCGUUCGACUACUUUUAAUAUGGAAAUGUCAGAUAAUAUUAUACGACAUCCAGAGGAUAUAGGCAAAGAACCUUCGAGACUUCGUCGAACAGCGUUAAGAAAAUCUAUGGCUCUUCUUAAAAUGUCUCUCCCAAGCCGUAAGGACAGACGUCUGGGAACUAUGAUAAUUGCUAUUAUGAUAACAUUCUGUUUAUGUCAUUUACCUAUAACGAUAAUCAAAAUGCUACGUGAAAUAAACCCAUACCCAGUACCAAAUAUUAUAGCCUACAUUCUCUUGUAUUUGUCAUCGAGUAUAAAUCCCGUCAUAUAUGUUGUUAUGUCGAACGAGUAUCGCAAGGCUUAUAAAAAUCUAUUCAAACGGAGAAAGAAUUCGCUCUCUAUAAAUAAAAUCCAUUGUAAUCCUAAAUAAUAUUAAACGUCAUAGAGGCAUAUGAAACCCAAUACUCAUGUUAUUAUUUAGGUUUAAAUGAGAUGCGUGUUUUGAAUGUUUUGUAAAUAUUAGUUGAAUUUAGAAACGUUAUGUUUGGGGAUUGCAAAAUGUUAUGAUCAUUGACUGUGUUACGUGUUACUUGUGUAGGUAGGUUAAUAUUGUAGCGCUUCUCAGUAUUUAUAUUCCGCGUAAGUUUAAAUGAAUUAAGGAAUAUUAUAUGUUGAUUGAAGUAUUAUUAAGAAUCCUAUAUGACCAAUGGGGCCCAAAGAAUGAAUGUUUUCACAUUCCGCUUUUAGUAUGUAGUCCAGUAAAUUACACUUUUUAAGUUAUGAAAAUUUAUCUUUUUCUUUUAAAUAUUUUUUUUUUCUCAAUCCAGUGGGAUUAUAGAUUAUAAAGUUAUUAUUGAUUACAUUUAGUGAUGAUGUGUGUGCGACUGACUAAAAUUUAAGCUGUUACUUUGCCUAUUACAAUACCAAAAUGUAUAUACAAAACUAUAAGUGUAAAAUAAUAAUUAAAUUCGCCUCAGAUUCAAAUGACCUCUGACUUUGUUAAAAAAAACGUGUAUAGGUACGGAUGAUAUGCACAUAUUUUUUUAUUUAUUUUCUUGAAUUUAGCAAUAAAGAGUGUUGAGGAACAAUAAAAUUAUAGAGCAAUUUAAUUAAUGACUUAAAAAGUUGUAAGUUAAUUUAGAACUUUCAUUAAGAGAAUGAUUUAAUAUAUAUAAGAGAUAAGUAUUAACAUUUAUAUACAAAUUAUAAUAUGUAGCGCAGGUUUGUGAUUUAAUAACUAUGAAUGUAGAAUACACGACUUUAUUAUCAGGUGCUUAUUUGGAUUUGAUCUCAAAUUUUGCAGAUAUUAUAGAUAUUAAGUUCUGUUAAAAUUAAUAUGUCUCCCAAAUAAUAGGCUCCCAUAAAUGUUAGUACGAUAAUUAUUUGCACUGUCAUUUGAAAAUGACGGCCGCGUUAUAAAAUUUAUUUUUAAUUUUAUAUACGGUAUAUAUUUACUGAACUUAUAAAGUUAAGAUAUUAAUAUAAGAAUAUCUAAGAAUACUCUCAACAAGUAAUGUAAGUUUAAGUAUAGUUCCAAAGAAAUAAUCAAAGUUAAAUAUAAAAUUUAUUAUAGUAUAAGUGAUUUUUUUAAUAAUGGAGAUAAGUCAUAUUUAAUUAGCGUAAUUAGUUACGUAUAUUUUAAGAGACCUUACUCAGGUUACCGGAUUGUAUUAUUUGUGCAUGUUCUUAUACGUCAUAAGACCCCAGCCAUUGUACUUACCAAAGAUAUAAUAGAAUAAAAUUGAAUGAUAUUAAAUGACA